CUCUAGCAGCAGCGGAGAAAAAAAAGAAAAACCCUCAGACCUAAAAUCUCAAAUCAUUUCUCUCCAAUUCUUCUUCUCCUAUUGCGAAAGCUCUGAGUGAGUAAGGAUUUUUGUUUUGAUACUGUUUGGACAAUGGCGUUGAGAACAACGAAUGUGCUGAAAAAUGCAAUGGGGAGUUUAGGGUGUAGAUUAAGUUGCAUACGGUGUGUUCAUGCUGCACCUGCUCCGUUGGAAAAUGCAAUGGCUCGUCCAAUUGAAAAUCAGUUUGUGUUCCCUGGUUGUGAUCGAGAAAUGGAGAAUGAUAAUAGAAUUGAAGUGCCGACUUUCGGUUUUGGUGGUUCAAUGGAACUUAUGGCUGUCCCAAAGAAAAAGAUCUCUAAGUUUAGGAGAGGCAUAAGAAAUGGACCAAAGGCGCUGAAACCAAUACCGGUGAUAAUACGUUGCAGGGGUUGUGGUCGAGUUAAGCUCCCACACUUUUUUUGUUGCAGUGGAGAAAGAGGGAUCCCUGGUGAACAAAAUUAGCCUAGCAACUGAAAGUUGGUCGAAGGUUAAGGAGAAAUCGAGUAUAGGUGGUAUAACUUAUGGAUUUUGAGAAAUUACGUUUUCCAAUUCAUUUUAGUGCGUCUAGUGCUGAUCUACAAAACAUUUUGGUCUGAUAUAAGUUCGUCUUCAAGUUUAUGACAUAAAACUGUUUUGUGUUACUUGCUGUAGCCACCCCAUUUUAUUUGACAUGUGUUUACUAUCACAAGGAACAGAAAUGUCUAUUCACACAGUAUAUUCUGAAUUUUGGCUAAUUUUUUUAUUUCUUCUGCA
Molecule: messenger RNA, 813 nt
Organism: Papaver somniferum (opium poppy)
Lineage: Eukaryota; Viridiplantae; Streptophyta; Magnoliopsida; Ranunculales; Papaveraceae
Exons: 4
Coding region: 133-522 (129 amino acids)
Biological process (GO): translation
Cellular component (GO): mitochondrial large ribosomal subunit
Molecular function (GO): structural constituent of ribosome
Source: RefSeq, a predicted model, not a curated record